CGCCUUCUCUGGCCUGGUCCCCCUGCGAAGACCCCGAAGCCUUUUCUACGGGCUUCGAAGGAGGGAAGGGGCAGCAUUCUCUGCUGGGACAGGCAUCGCAGCAGAGGAGCCCACUGCAUUUUGGCAUUUUGCUGGGAACCAGCAACUGUUUCAGAACAAAAGCAGAAUCUUUCUCAUGAGACACCCCCAGGGUGAGUCAUGGUCCCUGCGCAAGGGAGAGGAAGCAACCGCCUUUAAAGGCAUCCAGGGUCUGUGGGUGAACACUGCCCAAGGAAGCAGCCGGAGAAAGAGGUUUGGGAAACUCCUGGGAGGCCCCGGUGCGUAUGAACCCAUCCAUCCUGCUGGAUGCUUUGUGAAUAACUACAAGGAAAAAUCCGCAUCGGGAGUGAGAAGCUGGAAAAUGAGGAUUUUCCUGGUUUGGACGCUUUUCCCAGGUGGCUGGGCGGUGACAGGCCCCACGCAGGUGACUGCCAAGCAGGGCGACUCGCUGACGGUGUCCUGCAGCUACAAGCCGGGCUACGAGCUCUACCCCAAGUACUGGUGCCGCCCUGGCUUCCUCUGGUUUUGCUUCACCUACAUCGUCCAAACCAAUGGCUCAGAGGUGACGGUGACACAGGGUGGGGUGUCCAUCAGGGACGACCACAGGGCACGCUCGUUCACGGUGACGCUGGGUGGUGUUACGCCGAGGGACGCAGGCUGGUACUCCUGCGGGGUGAAGGAGAGACUGUGGUUCAACCUGUGGCACAGCACCGAGGUGACGGUCUCUGCAGCUGAUUCAACCGUGACGAAACCCAGUGACGUGCACGCGUUGGCCACCAAACCCCUGUGCUCCGCGGACUGUGAGAAGCUGUCCCAGCUUAGUAUCACCCACCUGCUGCUCUUCCUCAGCGUGAAGGUGCCCAUGGUACUGGCCCUGGCAUGUGGGCUUGUGUGGGUGAAGAGCCGGUACAGGACCCGCGACGGGGAAAACCUACAGCCCUUCGAGGUUACCGGCAGCACCGGGGCACCGGGCUCCCCACCUACCCCAACCACCCCGGAGCCGCAGGGACACCCUCCUGUCCCCUUGCCCCCCACCCUGCCGGGGCUGUGCUACCCAUCACGGACGCCCCGCGCUGGGAACUGCUGGGCACCGGGUGCUUCUCCCUCUGUGAAGCCUCGGCCCCUACUGGAAGCCCCUGUGCUGGAGAGGGGAGGGUCUGGGGCACAGAGAGCUUGCGUCUGCUGA
Molecule: messenger RNA, 1225 nt
Organism: Chroicocephalus ridibundus (black-headed gull)
Lineage: Eukaryota; Metazoa; Chordata; Aves; Charadriiformes; Laridae
Exons: 4
Coding region: 176-1225 (349 amino acids)
Cellular component (GO): plasma membrane
Molecular function (GO): transmembrane signaling receptor activity
Source: RefSeq, a predicted model, not a curated record